Molecule: messenger RNA, 3137 nt
Organism: Podarcis raffonei (Aeolian wall lizard)
Lineage: Eukaryota; Metazoa; Chordata; Lepidosauria; Squamata; Lacertidae
Gene: GGA3
Product: golgi associated, gamma adaptin ear containing, ARF binding protein 3
Exons: 17
Coding region: 953-2977 (674 amino acids)
Biological process (GO): intracellular protein transport; vesicle-mediated transport
Cellular component (GO): trans-Golgi network
Molecular function (GO): ubiquitin binding; small GTPase binding; phosphatidylinositol binding
Source: RefSeq, a predicted model, not a curated record
AGACUGGGGGUGGAAAGCCAUUUGUUCAGCACAAUGGGGACCGCACUGUGAGCUGGAGGUCUGUCAUUGCUUUGCCUGAUUUUAUUUAUAUGGUAUAGCAUGAAUCUGUUAAGAUACCAGGCUGUGCCCUAGUGAGCAGGUAGCUCUUCCUUUUUGAAACUUAUUGUGAAAGACCUAGUGUAUUCCUAAUUAUUAGGGUGGUGUUAUAGAUAUUCUUGAGGCUGAGGACUUUAUUUGUAUUGUAAAUACUUUCCUGCUACUGAAUACAUUUGUGGUACAUUCAGUAUUUACUGAAUCACUUUCCUGCUACGAAAACAAUUCUGCCCAAUUUAAUAAAAUGAUAUUUGUGUAUGUAUUAAGGAUAUGCAGUGACACAUCUCUUCUUUUUAUUAACCCCAUGGGCAGUUAGUCACUGAAUAUAUCCCCAUAUUUAUGAAGGAAAUGUUUAAGUGGAAGGACAGAGCAGAAUUCCCGAUUCCAGGCUGCUGAAAGUUUAGCUGGAAGGUCAUUUGAAACUAAGCAAUAUAAAUAUACUCGGGGAACAGUUCUGGGGAGACGCUGUGAAGACUUAGGUCCUGAACAAAGACAGGAAAUAAUUACAAAAAAAGUUGGGAAGCGGUUCAUGUUUUCCCCAGUCACAGCAGAGAGGAUUCAUCCAUGCCAUGGAUUUAUUUUAUUUUAUAUUUUUGCCUUCAAAUGAGACUUCAAAGUGUCAACACAGUGAGAAAGCCAUGUCAGCAACCUGAUACUUUGGUCCUGAUGUUGCAGUUGGACAGAUAAAGCCACCAAUCCUCUGAAUAGGCAAGAAGACUGGGAGUACAUCAUUGGCUUCUGCGAUCAGAUCAACAAAGAACUUGAAGGUCCACAGAUAGCCGUGAGAUUGCUGGCUCAUAAAAUCCAGUCACCACAGGAAUGGGAAGCAGUCCAGGCCUUGACUGUGCUGGAAGCUUGCAUGAAGAACUGUGGGCAAAGAUUUCACAACGAAGUAGGGAAGUUUCGUUUUUUAAAUGAGCUAAUUAAAGUUGUGUCUCCCAAGUACCUGGGAGACAGAGUGUCAGAGAAGGUCAAAAGCAAAAUAAUUGAGCUGCUGUACAGUUGGACGGUGGCUCUGCCAGACGAGUCCAAAAUCAAAGACGCCUACUACAUGUUGAAAAGACAAGGCAUUGUGCUGUCUGACCCUGUAAUUCCUGCAGAGAGUACCCUAAUCCCCUCCCCUCCAGCUCGUCCCAAAAACCCUGUGUUUGAUGAUGAAGAGAAAUCCAAGCUUUUAGCUAAACUGUUAAAAAGCAAAAAUCCAGAUGAUUUGCAAGAGGCAAACAAGCUUAUUAAAUCUAUGGUGAAAGAGGAUGAGGCACGCAUACAGAAAGUCACAAAGCGCAUGCACACGUUGGAGGAGGUGAACAACAAUGUGAAGCUGUUGAACGAGAUGCUGGUUCACUACAGCAAAGAAGACUCUUCGGAGGCUGACAAAGAGCUGAUGAAGGAGCUCUAUGACAGAUGUGAAACCAAGAGGCGGACGUUAUUCAAACUGGCCAGCGAGACAGAGGAUAAUGACAGCACUCUGGGCGACAUCCUGCAGGCUAGUGACAACUUAUCACGCAUAAUAAAUUCCUAUAAAAGAAUUAUUGAGGGGCAAGUCGUCAAUGGUGAAGUGGAUAUUCCUGGGCUGCCUCCAACAGAUGGAAGUGAUUCUUCCGUUAACAUCAGUACACUCAUUGACUUGGCGGGACUGGACAUUUCUAGUACGCCUCCGCCACCACCGAUUCCCCCAACGACGUUGACACCAGCACCGACAUUAACUCCAGCUCCAGCCUCGUCAGAAAUCCCCAUCCUACCACCUCCCCCUCAGACCAUCGGUCACUCCCGGAGUCGUUCGUCAAGCCAGGCAGAAGCCACUUCUGCUCUCUUGACGAGCUCAGCCAAUUCCAUCUCCUUGCUUGAUGAGGAACUGCUAUGCUUAGGCCUGAAUGACCCGGCUCCCACUGCAGCAAAAGAAGCUCCCGAGAGCAGCCAAUGGAACUUGUUCCAGAAUGAACCAGUCGAUCUGGACUUUUUGAACCCAAAACCAGCUUCUGUUGCCUGUAACUCACCUCUUCUCCCUGCCCUGUCGCAGCCUGCGGGUAGAACGUCAGCCUCUCUUGCCUCCACAUUCACAGCCCCGCAGCCUGCCCCUACCUCAGCCACUUUCAUAUUCUCUGCUGCGGCACCACUGGGACCGUCCAAUGCAAUGUCAGGUGCCCCUGGGUACCUGGGCUCUGCUAUGGGAAGUGGUGAUCUGCACAACAUGGAUCCCAUAGGACAUCUGGACGAAAGCAAAGGACCUUCAGCUCAAGCAAACCUAGGUGCCUCUGUGUUCCCUGGUGGAGUUGCAUUGCCCGCUGCUGCUGCUGCACCUCUUACAUCCGCUUCAGGGCUGCCCAUUGCAGCUCCAGGAGUCCCUCCACUUCCAUAUCCAGGCAGCUGCCCUGUCGGGUCAGGAAGCCCCCUCUUCCAGCCAGUCUCCUUCCAGCAGCAGGGAAGUCCUCUGAAAGGACCCGAGAUCUCCCUGGGCAACGUUCACGUCCCACUGGAGUCCAUUAAGCCAAGUAGCGCUCUUCCUGUGACGGCUUAUGACAAGAAUGGUUUGCGCAUCCUCCUGCAUUUUGCCAAGGAGUGCCCCCCCGGGCGGCCCGAUGUGUUGGUAGUGGUGGUUUCGAUGUUAAACACAGCGCCCCUUCCUAUCAAGAACAUUGUGCUACAAGCAGCAGUGCCAAAGUCCAUGAAAGUGAAGUUGCAGCCACCUUCGGGGACAGAGCUAGCUCCAUUCAAUCCCAUCCAGCCACCAGCUGCUAUCACCCAGGUCAUGUUGCUGGCAAAUCCGAGGAAGGAGAAGGUGAGGCUGAGGUACCGACUGACUUUCACGUUAGGAGACCAGCCCAGCACAGAAGUGGGGGAGGUGGAUCAGUUCCCUCCGGUUGAGCAGUGGGGAAACCUAUGACCCAGAGGCACCCCAAAGGGACUGGAACGAAUGUGAAAUGGAAAGGGCGCAAGUGGUAUCCGGCAGCGAUAUUGAGCUUUGUUUAACAUGUCCUGUCCACUCCACUUGUAGCUUUAGUCCAGAAUGUUUCCUGCACUCUGGGGUGAAGCAGUCGGGGGCA